UAUGAUACGUUAUAUACCUCAAUCCAUCCAUAUAUUAUUAUAAAUACGUUUCCUCAUUUACACUUUUCACACACAACAUCACUUCUAUCCCUGCCCUUCAAGCUUAGGUUGGAUUGAAAGAGUUUGAAAUUUGAAGAAGAACAAAGAAAGUAAGAUGGAUUUUGCUUAUGGACCUGGAAAAAACCAUCUCUUUGUUCCUGGACCGACCAACAUCCCCGAACAUGUUAUUCGUGCGAUGAACCGAAACAACGAGAAUCAUCGUACUCCGGCAAUAACAGCAUUGACAAAAUCUUUACUCGACGAUAUCACGAAAAUUUUCAAGACUACUUCUGGAACGCCAUUUCUCAUUCCCACAACCGGUACCGGUGCUUGGGAGAGUGCGCUGACUAAUACAUUGUCUCCGGGGGAUCGAAUUGUAUCUUUUUUGAUCGGUCAAUUCAGUCUACUUUGGAUCGAACAACAAAAGCAACUCAACUUUAAUGUUGAUGUUGUAGAAAGUGAUUGGGGUGAGAGUGCUAAUCUUGAUAUUCUAGAAUCAAAACUUGCUUCGGAUAAAACACACGCCAUAAAGGCGAUUUGCAUUGUUCAUAACGAGACAACAACCGGCGUCACAAAUGACUUGACUAAAGUGAGGAAACUCCUUGAUGAGUAUCGGCAUCCAGCACUUAUUAUUGUUGACGCAGUGUCUUCGAUCGGUGCUAUUGAUUUGCGCAUGGACGAAUGGGGAAUAGAUGUGGUGGUGACUAGCUCUCAGAAAGCUCUUUCUCUUCCUACUGGGAUGGGAAUUGUAGUUGCAAGUCCUAAAGCCAUUGAGGCUUCGAAAUCUGCUAAGUCACUUAGAUCUUUCUUUGAUUGGAAUGGUUACUUGAAAUUCUACAAAACUGGUGCUUACUGGCCAUACACUCCUUCUAUUCAGAUGCUCUAUGGUCUAAGAGCUGGUCUUGAUCUGAUUUUUGAAGAAGGAUUUGAAAAUGUGCUUUUAAGGCAUAAGCGUUUAGCUAAAGCGACCAGGCUUGCAGUAGAGGCAUGGGGAUUGAAGAAUUGCUGCCAAAAGGAGGAGUAUUAUAGUGCAAGUGUGACUGCUAUUGUUGUUCCUCCUAACAUUGAUAGUGGUGAAAUAGUUAGUAGGGCAUGGAAGAAAUACAAUUUAAGCUUAGGAGUUGGAUUGAACAAAGUUGCUGGAAAGGUUUUCAGAAUAGGACAUGUUGGUCAUUUGAAUGAGUUGCAACUUUUGGGUUGUCUUGCUGGUGUGGAAAUGACACUCAAAGAUGUAGGGUAUCCCGUAAAGCUUGGAAGUGGAGUUGGUGCUGCAAGUGCUUAUUUACAGAACAACAUUCCUCUGAUUCCUUCCAGGAUUUGACUUAUGAAAGUCAUUCAUUCUUGUGAUUACUUCUUAUUUCAAUAUUUUUUGGCAAAUGUAAUGUUUUGGUGGUCUAAAAUAUUAACUAGUAUUUAUCAGUUUUAUUCCAUUUAAUAAUAUCAUUUAUCACGGAUAUCCGAAUGUAUGAUAUCUCGUAAGUGUGGAAAUUUCUCAAAUCCACGCGGUCAGAACAAUAUAGAUUGUUCGAUUAAGAUCAGAAGGUUUAAAUUCAAGUUCGAUAUUUUAAAUUAUAAAAAUAAAAUCUGCAUUUUUUUUA
This is a messenger RNA of Trifolium pratense (red clover), 1637 nucleotides long. Its product is annotated as serine--glyoxylate aminotransferase-like. Gene Ontology annotation, molecular function: L-serine:pyruvate transaminase activity; L-alanine:glyoxylate transaminase activity. Bases 155 to 1360 code for a protein of 401 amino acids. The transcript has 6 exons. Gene Ontology annotation, cellular component: peroxisome. The record is from RefSeq and is a predicted model, not a curated record. Lineage: Eukaryota; Viridiplantae; Streptophyta; Magnoliopsida; Fabales; Fabaceae.